Pelagomonas calceolata is the source of this 2237-nucleotide messenger RNA. The record is from the annotation of a GenBank genome assembly. NCBI's taxonomy places the organism in Eukaryota, Pelagophyceae, Pelagomonadales, Pelagomonadaceae.
CGUUUUUGGGAGCUCCGAUAGGCGUGCGUGCCGACGCGAGGCAGCUCCGAGAGCGCGUGCGGGCUGCCGGAUAGACAAGCGGAGCAUGGCUGCGCCGGCGUAGAUACCUGAUAAGUGGUAUUUAUAGCUCGUGAGGCUGCCCCAGUAGCAAUGAAUACCUGGCAGCUCACGAGCUACGACGAGACCUGGGCCUUCCUGCGCACCGGCAUCGAGCAUACCUUCUCUGACGAGAAAGCGGACCCGCAGCGGCCCUGCGCCCGGGAACUAUCGAGAGUCGUCCGCGAGGUCGUCCAGGUCCGCCGCUGGGAGAAAGAGUUAUAUAACGCUUUAUGUGAGGAGCUCCAAUCGCAAGCCGACGCUUGUGUCUCACGAUGUACUGACGUAACGACGGUCGCGGCGGCGUGGCGCUCCUUUUCAUCAUCUCUGGGGACGGUCGUGACGGUCUUCCGAUGCCUGGACGCGGCGCUACGCGUGGGCCUGGAUCCCGUGUAUCGCGUGGGCACGACAUGUCUGAGGCGGUCGCUUGAACAGAGAGGCCUCUACGAGCCACUAGUGAGGGAACUCGUGCAAAUGACGCGGGCGCGCCUCGACGAAGGAACGAUAAAUGACUGCCGGGCCUGCGUCGAGUGUCUACGGAAGUUGGACUGGUACUCUUCAACAGAUUCAGAGGGCCCCUACCUCGAGGAGCUCGUGCUGCGAGACGCGCGCGACCGUUUUACCAGAGAGGCGUGCGCGCCGGCGCAAUGUUGUCGAGAGUACGUCCGACGUGUCGGUGCCGCGCUCGACGCCUGCGCCGCGACGUUCCUCUCAUCUACAACGGUGCCGCUCCUGGAAUCUGUGGUUGUUGAGCAUUUGGUAGCGCCCGCUAUUGCGCACGUCGUGGCGAGCGGCGCCGGCGCUCUGUUGGACGAGGCGCUUGGUGGGGACGCGUCGGCCGUGCAUGUACUGACGCGGCUCGGCGGCCUUUGUAGACGCGGCGACGCUUUGUGUGAUCUGCAGCGGGCCGUGUCGACGCACGCGGCGAAGCUGGCUCGUCAAACGCUGUCGGCGCCGGACGAGCGCGUCGGUUUCGAAGUACUAAAGCUCCUGGACGCUCUGACGACUAUCGUCGAGGCGGCCUUCACGAUAGAAUCUGUGGAGGCGGUCCCGACGGACGUCUGGGACGCCUUUAAUCGCAAAGAAGAGACACCUGCGACCUGGGGCGCGAAGUGCGUCGAGGACGCCAUGGAAGCGGCGCUCAAUGAGGAGGAUGAACGCUUCGCCGUCUGCGCGGCGCGCUGCUUCGACGCGACGCUGCGCACUGAUAAAACACCGAGCCUGCGCCUCUUCCGGCUGUGUCGGGCCAAGGACGUCUUCGAAGCGACUUAUCGAGCGGACCUGGGGUUGCGGCUGCUGGGGCACCUCACCACGAAAACGUCACAUGGCGCAUUGGGCCGCGAGCACGACGCCAUCAAAUCUCUUGAAAACGAGUGCGGCGCGUCCUAUGUCGCAAAACUCGAAGGCAUGUGCGUUGAUGCGUUACGGAGCCGCGCCAUGGUCAAGGGCUUUGCCCAUGCCAUCGCGAACCCGACGUUGCUAACAAGGGGGCCCUGGCCGGCCUAUCCCGAGUGUACGCUGGUGCUCCCGCCUCUCCUGGCCCGGGCCAAGGUCGAAUUUGAACAAUGGUACGCGUCGCACCACCAGGGCCGGAAGCUGCACUGGCACUGUGACCUAGGGUCCUGUGCCGUCCAGGCGAAGUACGCAACCGAUACGCUGGUGUUGGACGUCGUGCCGGCGCAGGCCUGCUUCCUCUUAGUUCUUGAUGAUGGUGUUUGUUUAUCGCGAGAGGCGCUCUCCACAAAAGUCGGGCUCGACGGCGCCUCUUUUGACACCGUCGCUGCUUCAUUAAUCGAGGCGCGGCUGAUCGUGUGCGAGGAUGAUGUGUAUGAGGCGACCCGGAAAAGGCCUGUGAACGGCACCGUCGCGCCGCCGCGCCACGACGCCGCGGCGCCGCUCCGGGCGCGCGUCGCCGACGCGGUGCGCAAGGACCGCGCGUACGCUGUGGAUGCGGCGAUUGUGCGCGUCAUGAAGGCGCGGCGGACGCUGCCGCAGAAGCGGCUGGUCGCCGACGUGCUGCGCGCGCUCGUGCACCCCGCGGCGGAAGGCGAUGUCAUGGCGCGCGUGGAGUCGCUCGUCGAGCGGGAGUACCUGGAGUCUUCUUCUCCGGGGGUGUUUAAUUAUUUACCGUAAUGUCCUUG